This is a messenger RNA of Zasmidium cellare ATCC 36951, 1029 nucleotides long. RefSeq lists its product as uncharacterized. NCBI's taxonomy places the organism in Eukaryota, Fungi, Ascomycota, Dothideomycetes, Mycosphaerellales, Mycosphaerellaceae. The transcript has 2 exons. The coding region runs from base 1 to 1029 and encodes 342 amino acids. The record is from RefSeq and is a predicted model, not a curated record.
AUGCCAAAGGUGACCUCUUCAUGGUCGCUCCUUCCUCAAUCAGCAGCGGGUCGUUUCCGCGCGAGCACCCCACCUCGUCGCACCCCACCUCCGCCAACGUCACUCUCCCAACGCACUCUCGACAUCACCACCCCACGCACACCAUCGCCGCCGCCGACACCGUCACCGAUUGCCCUCCUCAUCACUGCCCUACCCACCACCGCCCUCAUCAUCACCACUGCCCUCCUCAUCGCCGCCUUCCCUUCCUCGCGACACCCGCCCUCGAUGGCGAUCCGUUUCCAACUCGGCUCGUCCUCCCCGCCAGCAUCCAACAUGCCGUCUUCACCAACUGAGGCGAAGUCGGCGAGAAAGAGCAAAGCCCGCGAGAGAGCUGGAGAUGUCGAGCUCAGAGCCCAAUACAACGAGGAUGCGAGUGCGCAGCUGAUGAUGGAAGAGGACGCAGCCGCUUCUCAGAUGACAGUCGUCGAUCCUCAACACAAGCUCCCCAGACUCAGACGUCUUCGGUCCAAGGUCAUGAUCAACUGCAGCGAGGGGUUUCGCACCCCACCGGAAAGCCCUUCCCAGCAGAGAUUCGAGGGCACCAAUCAGAAAGAGACUGCAUUCCUCAACAACCCCAGAAGCACGCUGUUCUGGCAACCAGGUGUGAUUUUCGACGGCAACCCAGACCACCCGAGCUCUCCUUUGGGCUUCCCCGCCGCCAGCAUGGGAUACCGAUGUGUGCAGUCCACCAGAAUCCCCGCAAAACCUUUGCACGCAACAUCCGCCGGCACUCGUGACGCUGGACGAUACGGCACCCUGGACGAAGAAGAAGAUCGUUUGGCCACUCUGCUCGGUUAUGGAGGAGAGGACGAGAAGGAGAUUGUUGCGCAGCAAGAGGAGGCUCAAGAAGAGCAAGAUUAUGAAGACGCGGAGAGGAGGAGAGAGCUUCUGAUAAUGUGGUGGACGGUUAUGAUCGUGGCGGCCGGAUCUCUCCUCGUUGGCGUGGGCAUUGGCCUUCUCGUCCGGAAAGACGCACACGAGGGUCGAUGA